AUGGAUCAACAACAUUCCUCCGGCCAUGUAACAAUGCCACGCGACUUUCGCUAUGCCGUCGCGCUCGAAUUCCCCGACAGCAGCGAAGCACCCAAGACGCCCAUAAACCUACUUCCAGAAGAUGUCGACUUUCCCCAAAUUCCUUCGCCUCCCAGACCUCGUCUCAAAGUCAAGAGACGCACUAUUUCGAACCAGCUCGCUGCGUCACAGCAAUUCCUGGCCUCAGUAGCAGCAGCAGACCUUGCCAUCCCCAGCAUCGAAGAGCCAGAAUCAGACCCAGAGGAUUUCACCAUGCGUCCCUUUUCCCCAGAACCCUAUCAAGACUCCCUGUCUUUGCAAAUCCCACGGGCAAGGGCAUAUUCAGACGCAGGACCAAAGACACCGGUACCAACAACCAUGGCGCUACCAACAUUAACACCCUGUCGAUAUCCGGAUUGGACCGUGGGUUCAACCAGCAGCUUCGAGUCAACGCCUGAGGAUGACGACGACAUAAGCAGGCCAUCAACAUCCCAAUCCACCCAGACCAGCGACUCCUUCCCGAGCCAAUGGUCCCACCUCUCCGAAGACGAUGACUCUGACGAAUGUGGCCUUGAAAGUGCCUCCCUCGACGGCAAGGACACUCUACAUUAUCUCGGCACAACAGAUCUUCUUGACUUUGACGAGCCAACAGAGACCCUACAACCAUCAUCCACCACCACCACUCCCAAGGAAGCCAACCUCAAACCCAAUCAACCAAGAAAGAAAGCCCCUUGGACCAAAUCGAUGAAUGACCACCUCUGGUCUUAUUACUCCCUCUACCUGCAAGACCCCAAAGUUACCCCGUUUCGCAUGGGCAAGAAUUGCAUUCCACCGGAAGGCGUGUGCGCGCGGGUAGCCCGCGAAGCCAUUCGCACCUGGCGGGGGUCGAAAGCCCAAAAGAGCGCUGCCGGUGGGAGCGCCGAGGGGGUCGGGACUUUCAUGCGCUGGCCGCACACGCAAGCAGCGACGAGGGCACAGCUAAGGGAGUUAUGCCGUCAAAAGGCGGCAGUGGCAGCUAAGAACCACCGCUUCCUCUCUCGAAGCGUAACUCCGAUGCAAUCUGUGCAGACACCCAGGGCAGAGCGGCCGUUUGCGACGGGGGACAUGUCCAUGUCCCUUACUCUCAGCACGUCGGAGCACAUGCAGCCCCAGGGGCCGUUGGCACAGUUGACGAGGUCAAGUCUAAGCAUCUUCGAAGCUCUAGCACCACCUCUAGAACCCAUCCCGAUCCCACAGCGGCAACCAAACGACGCAGAUCAGGAGCCAGAACGAGGCCGUCUCGGCUCCCCCUUAUUCGGCCCCCAACCCAUCUCCAGUGGAGAAGCAGGAGACGACCAAGAACCAGCAGCCCAACCGCGAAGCUACGGUCCUUCCUCUUCCGCCUCUCUCGCGGCUGCAAUCGGCGCCAUCACCACCCGCAAACGAGGGCAGACAAUCUCCCACUCGCUUCCAGGCCAACAUAGCCGACCAACAACCGGCAGGCUCCAAAGCCCCGUAAGACUCAGUCGGUCCAGCGCGCCUGGCAAACGAAGGAACACACACUCCCAAGGUGGAGAUCACAGGAAGAAAACUGCUCCUGCCCCUGCUCCUGCUCCGGAUUCUGUGUCUGUAGCAUCUGUAGCAGACUCGAUGCCAAAAACGGAAGAGGGAGUCACUACCACUACCAGGGGCAGGAGAUCAACGGAAUUCAGUUCAACCCUAGGCCACCGCUUCGACGAGCUUUUUAUUCCGCGGUCUACUUCCACCGGUACCUCUAUCGAAGUCGCCCCACCCCAACAGCCCGAGUCUCUCGGACUCCCAAGCUCAAUCAGCAUGCCAGCGAUCCUCGGUUUCACUCCCCUCCACGUCACCCAACCACAGCCCCAACCUCAACUAGAAGAGUCGAACGUCCAGCCACCUGCCAGGCUUGGGUCGCCGUUGAGCUUUACCUCGAGCAGCUUCACUGCUAAUCGCCACAGCCAUGUCAGAAGACCGGGACACGGCCAGAGUGUGGAUUUGGGCAUGUUGGGGAGGGGACCAUCUGCUGUGAUGCAGCAGGCUAUGUUGAACCAGGGGCAGACACGUAGUGGGAGGCGGAGUCAGGAAUCGAGGAAGUCGAGUGAACUUCAGGGAUCACGACCAGAGCCGAGUAGGGCGCAUAGCAGUGGGGGGAGUGGCAGUGGAAGUGGAAAUGGAAGUGGCAGUGGCAGUGAGACGACAACGGGGCGAAGCGGAAGGAUGGCCGAUUUGAGGCAGCGGUUGAGGGAGUUUAGUCGACGGAGGGGGGAGGGGGGAAGGAGGAGGUCUGGGAGUCCGUUUUGA
This is a messenger RNA of Neurospora tetraspora, 2319 nucleotides long. RefSeq lists its product as uncharacterized. The transcript has a single exon. Bases 1 to 2319 code for a protein of 772 amino acids. The record is from RefSeq and is a predicted model, not a curated record. Lineage: Eukaryota; Fungi; Ascomycota; Sordariomycetes; Sordariales; Sordariaceae.